AUGAACCCCUACGUACUCACCAUCCUAUUAUCAAGCUUAGGACUAGGAACCACCAUAACCUUUGCCAGCUCACACUGACUCUUAGCCUGAAUAGGAUUAGAAAUUAAUACCUUAGCAAUUAUUCCAUUAAUAACCCAGCAGCACCACCCCCGAGCAGUUGAAGCAGCCACAAAAUACUUUUUAACUCAAGCAACCGCCGCAGCAAUAAUCCUGUUCGCCGCAGCUACAAAUGCGUGAAUGAUGGGUGAAUGAGAUAUUAACAAUUUAUCCCACCCAAUAGCUUCUUCAAUGAUAAUAGCCGCCCUAGCACUAAAAAUUGGACUAGCACCUAUACACUUCUGAUUACCAGAAGUUCUUCAAGGACUUGACCUGCCUACCGGGCUAAUUCUAUCCACCUGACAAAAACUAGCCCCACUCGCACUAAUUAUUCAAGUAGCACAUACCAUCAACCCCACUAUGCUUACACUACUAGGACUUCUAUCCGCACUAGUCGGAGGAUGAGGAGGACUUAAUCAAACUCAGAUCCGAAAAAUUUUAGGUUACUCAUCAAUUGCCCACAUAGGAUGAAUAAUUAUUAUUUCACAGUAUGCCCCACACCUAACACUGCUCACCCUAACCAUGUAUUUAUUUAUAACAUCAGCAGCAUUCCUAUCAUUAAAAAUAACAUCAACCACAAAUAUUAUAACCAUAACAACAAUAUGAUCAAAAGCCCCAAUACUAGCAUCAACCAUAGCCCUAACUCUUCUAUCACUAGGAGGACUCCCACCAUUAACAGGAUUUAUACCUAAGUGGUUAAUUCUACAGGAAAUAGCAAAACAACAACUACCACUUACAGCAACAAUUAUAGCCAUAGCCGCUCUUCUAAGCCUUUACUUCUAUCUCCGACUAUGUUACGCAAUAACCCUUACCAUCUCCCCAAAUACAACUAAUGCUACAAUACCAUGACGAACUUAUACAACCCAAUCCACAAUUACCCUUGCCCUUUUUACCACAACCGCCCUUGGACUCCUACCAAUAACACCAGCCAUUAUAACACUCCUCACCU
Molecule: messenger RNA, 1045 nt
Organism: Triplophysa rosa
Lineage: Eukaryota; Metazoa; Chordata; Actinopteri; Cypriniformes; Nemacheilidae
Source: the annotation of a RefSeq genome assembly